Messenger RNA from Ramularia collo-cygni, 1014 nucleotides. Its product is annotated as related to Putative sterigmatocystin biosynthesis lipase/esterase STCI. NCBI's taxonomy places the organism in Eukaryota, Fungi, Ascomycota, Dothideomycetes, Mycosphaerellales, Mycosphaerellaceae. The record is from RefSeq and is a predicted model, not a curated record. Bases 1 to 1014 code for a protein of 337 amino acids. Gene Ontology annotation, molecular function: hydrolase activity. The transcript is spliced from 3 exons.
AUGUCGACGAUAGAAUCCAUUAAGAAGCUUAGUGAGCCCAAUGAGGAGUUUGCAGCCUUCCUCAAAGCAACUCCACUCCCACGACCAGACUGGAGGGAUUUUGAAGCACACAAGAAAACCAGACAUGAGACGGAACAGCAAAACAUCAAAGCUCUAGGUCCACCACCUCCAGAAGUCCAGGAGAGCUUCUCCAAGAUCGCCAUGCGAGAUGGCUUCGACAGUGAGCUGAAAAUCUUCAAGCCCACGAACCCUCCAUCAUCCGGUAGUCCUCUCGUCAUCCUCAUCUUCGGAGGUGGAUUCGUGGUCGGCAGUAAUGGGCAAAUGACCGCCGUCGCCCGUCAGCUAACCAAAGUCUUCGGCGCCACCGUAGUCAAUAUCUCCUAUCGUCUUGCGCCAGAACAUAAAUUCCCCACCGGCGUGAACGAUGCAUGGGAUUCCGUACAAUGGAUCGCAGCCAACGCUUCCUCUCUCGGCGCAGACCCCAGCAAAGGUUUCAUUGUGGGAGGUGUAUCCGCUGGCGCGAACAUCACGGCCGUCAUUGCACAAAAGUACUUGGACGAAGGAAUCUCACCUCCUAUGACGGGUCUCUGGCUCUCAGUCCCGCUUCUAUUCUCAUUCAAGGAGAAUGUUCCGGAAAAAUAUAGAGAUCAAUGGUUUUCGCGGGAGCAGAAUAAAGAUGCCCCUGUCUUGGAUGGCAAUGCUUUGGAUGCCAUCUGGGAUCACCUGGCGCCGGAUACGGACUCGGAGUGGUUCUCUCCUUAUAAUGGUCAAAAUCCUCACAAAGGUUUGCCGCCUACAUAUCUUCAAGUUGAUGGCCUCGAUCCUUUGCGUGACGACGGUUUGAUCCACGAGCAAGUGCUUCGAAAUCAUGGAGUGAAGACCAAGUUGACGGUUUGGCCCGGCUUGCCACAUGCGCACUUUGCUUUCUUCCCAAUGCUGAAAUGUGGAAAGUUGGCUGUCAUUGAUACUUUUGAGGGUCUUGGCUGGCUUCUGGGGAAGAUAGAGACUGCGUAG